Ostreobium quekettii is the source of this 1338-nucleotide messenger RNA. NCBI's taxonomy places the organism in Eukaryota, Viridiplantae, Chlorophyta, Ulvophyceae, Bryopsidales, Ostreobiaceae. The record is from the annotation of a GenBank genome assembly.
AUGCAUCGCCCAGUAGCCCAAGGGGCUGCAACCUGCGCCCUCCUGGCGCUCCUGCUGCCCCACGCCCUGCUGCUCUCGCCGUGCCUCGCCGCUGAUCUGGAAGGCUUCGGCGAGGAGGAGGGUCUCUGUGGCGAUGCAUCCGAUGCGCACCGGAGUGGCAAUCCCGCCGAGGUGGCCGCAUCGAUGCCCGAGUCCACGGCCGAGUCAUCGCCGGGCUUGGACGGGGAGAGGGUUGAGUGGGAUGAGGAUGAGUUCGAGGGGGUCGGGGACGAUUGGGCGCACCGCCAGGGGAGGGAUCGCCGGCGGGGGGCCGAAGGAGACGGCGAUAGCGGGGAAGGGGACAAGGGCAAGGACGCCGACAGCUACCACUUCGAGAUUGCAGCUGUGGUGGCGCUGCUAGUGUACGGCGUGAACGUGUGGAUCGGCACGACGGCCAACGAGGCGAUCGCGCUGGCGUGGGCCAAGACGGCCACUGCGGACGGGGGGGUGCUGGAUGAGAACUUCACCCUGCUGGGGCCGGGGGACUCCAUCCGGGGCGAGCAGCUCGUGCGGGAGCACGAGUCGCUGUUCAAGCUGUACGGGGGCGGGCGCCGGCACUGCGACGGCUUCCUGGCGACCCUGGACCUGAGGGCGAGGGAGGACCUGCUCAGCAUGGCGUCCUACCUGCUGCUGAGAAGGGACGACCACCUGAACGUGGAGGUGUACAUGAGCGAGGGGUGCAUGCCGCCGACGGUGCUGGCGGUGGGGGCGCCCAAGGUGGUGCGCGAGCUGGCGCGCGACUGCGAGGACCUGCGGACGUACGCCAAGGCGGUCGGUGUGCGGCAGGUGGCGGACUGGGCCACGGACAGGUGGGCUGUGGUGGCGGAGUCCAGCGAGGUGUUUUACGACCUGAUCGGCGAGAGGUUCGUGGAGCUGGUGUUCGGCGAGUCGGCGUACGAGUCAACCGGUCGCAGCCUCCGCUACCUGCAUUUCACGUCCGAGAUGGACGGCAGUUCGCACAAGAACGUGCUGCGGUUCUCCUUCGUCUUGCCGCCCUUGAAACAGAUGGGCGAAAUUUCCAACCUGCUGGAGCUGGUGCCCAUGUUCGUGGAUGCGGUGGGGGGGUAUCGGAUGAGCCCGGAAGGCCGGCGCCGCGCGGACAGGCGGAGGGCGGACGAGGCCGAGCGUAGGCUGCGCGAGGGAGACCAGGCGCGUCGGGACGCGAUCACGAAGAAGCGGAGGGAGGCGGACACGGAGCGGCUGAAGCGGCUGUCGCCCAAGGAGGCCCAGAAGUGGGUGUCGCGGCAGGCCAAGGUGCACACGCGGCGGUGGGUCAAGCAGAGGGCGGUCCGAGCGUGA